AGCCGGUUCUCUAGUGUUUGUAGCAUAUCUUCCACGCGUGUUCUACUGUCAUUAUUCUGGAGGUCCGGCGGGUUGCGUACAGAUAAUUUCCCCCACUGAUAAUAAUACGGCCUGACAGGUUUUAAGACGACGGACAUUAGCAAACGCUGUAGUGACAUCACCCAAUGGAAAAAUCCCUUAGUGAAUUAGAGGGCAGCGUCGCAGGGGAGUCCAACCGUGAUCUGCUGCCUGAACCCACCUCCCGCCCCACUUGGGGCAGUAAAGUGCAGUAUAUCCUUGCCCAGGUUGGCUUCUCUGUCGGUCUUGGAAAUGUCUGGCGGUUUCCUUACCUGUGUCACCAGAAUGGAGGAGGUGCCUUCUUGUUACUGUACUUUCUGUUACUUCUCAUCAUCGGGAUCCCCCUGUUCUUCUUGGAACUGGCUGCGGGGCAGAGUAUUCGUCAGGGAAGCAUUGGGGUCUGGAAACACAUCAGCCCACGAUUAGCUGGGAUUGGCUUUGCUAGUUGUCUGGUGUGUUCCUUUGUGGCUCUUUACUAUAAUGUCAUUAUUGGAUGGAGUCUGUUCUACAUGUUCAAUUCUUUCCAGUACCCGCUGCCAUGGGAAAACUGCCCCACCCUGGUCAACCAGACACAAAAUGUAGAAGCAGAGUGUGCCAAGAGUUCACCCACUACAUACUUCUGGUACAGAAAGGCCCUGAAGAUCACUGACUCCAUUGGGCCCUCGGAGAUGAACUGGCCAAUGACCGGAUGCCUGGUCCUCGCCUGGGUUCUGGUGUGUGGAGGAAUGUUCAAAGGAAUCAAGUCUUCUGGGAAAGUGAUGUACUUUAGCUCCAUUUUUCCCUAUGUUGUCCUGUUCUGUUUUCUCAUCCGUGGACUUCUACUGGACGGUGCUCUAGAUGGGAUCAAAAUUAUGUUUACACCAAAGCUGGAAAUCUGGGGAGACAUACAGGUUUGGCGACAGGCAGCUACCCAGGUCUUCUUUGCCUUGGGUCUUGGAUUUGGAAGUGUGAUUGCCUACUCCAGCUACAAUGAUCGCCACAAUAACUGCCACUUUGAUGCCAUUUUAGUGUCAUUUAUCAACUUCAUAACCUCUAUACUGGCCACACUGGUUGUUUUUGCUGUCCUGGGAUUUCGCGCAAAUGACAUUGCAAAUCAGUGUUUUUUGGAAAACCUGGAGAAGAUUAGGGGUUUAAUUAAGGAUCGCACCUUCUUUGAUUUCCCUGUACUGUUGGACAACAUGACACUUACAGAGUACAAUGACUGGUACACAAGCGUGGAUGCUGUGGCCAACCUGACGCAACAUGGCAUUACAAAUUGCCGGAUAGAAGAUGAGAUGAACAAGGGUGUGGAAGGAACGGGAUUGGCAUUCAUCGCCUUCACAGAAGCAAUGACUCGGUUUCCUGCCUCCCCAUUUUGGUCUUUGUUAUUUUUCCUCAUGUUACUGAACUUGGGUCUCAGCACUAUGUUUGGAAACAUGCAAGGAAUAAUCACCCCACUGCUUGACAACUUUACAUGUUUACGCAAGAGGAAAACCUUAUUCACAAUUUUCUGCUGUAUAUUUGGUCUUUUGACUGGGUUGAUCUUCGUUCAGCGAUCCGGAUCGUACUUCGUCUCCAUGUUUGAUGACUAUUCAGCCACUUUGCCUCUUAUUAUUGUUGUGAUCUUUGAAAAUGUGGCUGUGGCUUGGGUGUACGGGGCAGACAGGUUUAUGGAUGAUAUUCAAGGAAUGUUGGGCUUCCGACCAUGGUGUGUGUACAAGUAUAUGUGGCAGUACUUCAGCAUUUUGGCCAUGAUUGGUCUCCUACUUGCCAGCUUGAUUAGAAUGUGUAUUGCGCACCCCACGUACCAGUCCUGGAACAUGGAAGAGGCAGCUGAAAAAAAGUUGGAGUAUCCACCAUGGGCUCUUGGCAUCCUGAUCAGCUUGAUCGUAUUGGCUUCCUUGCCCAUCCCAUUAGUAUUCCUGAAACAAACUAUACAAGACUGGUUACAGAGUCGGAGAACAAAGACAUAUGGGCAGUGUGAAUACAGUCAGGGCUGUACUGUUGACGAAGUGCUGGAACCCAUCGAAGAGGGCAUUCCAAGGUGUUCGAAUGGUUACCUACAUGUGGAGAUGGAAGAUCUUGCAGAGAGUGGAAAACUGCUUACCGAAGGAGAUGAGGAGGACAAGGGCAAUGUAAGGAGCUAAACUCAUGGCAAACCCAGUUAAGUAGGUCAAGGUCUCUGAAGCACCUUCAGAUGUUUUCCAAAGUGGUGCCAAGCAGACUUCCAGAGCUGGUGAUCAAACUUUUCAUUAGCCUGGAGGGGGCCGGGGCAAAUAGAUGCCUGGUAGUGCCACUCUGAAAAUCUUACUGUGCCAAAUAACCAGAGACUGGUUCUUUAUGGGUCUUGGCUGUUUUCGCCAGUAUUUUCAGUUCCUACCUCUCUCACCGAAUGGUAUAAAUGGCGAACAGUGACCUCACCCCAAGCACUUUUCUUAUGCCAAUCACAGACUGGAAGAGCCUUGCCUGAUGUAGGCAGAAAACCACCAAAACUAAUCUGAUGAUUUUCAUCACCGUAAUGUGGUGUGACCAGAGCCAAUUUUCUACCUUGCUGCUGGAUUGUAGUUACUGAUCCUACGAAGAAGGGACCUACCUGUUACAACAGCUCUUUCUAUUGCACCAUAUGUAAUAUAUAUAUAUAUUGUUUUUUUAAUUGGAGAUAAAAAUCAGAACAUAUUGUGAUUUACUUUGCAAAAGCUUGAAAGACAAUACUGAAGAACAAAUGGAUAGAUAUAUAGCUAUUUGUCAGAACUGAAGUUGGCGGUACUACACCAUUCAUCUGUUCCGAUAGACCUGUAGAUAUUAUUUAUGGGUUUGAGCAAGCUACGGCUUUUAGGAGUAAAUAAUGUUUAUAUUUUAUAGGGGAAGCUUUUCUUAUUUUAUGUCUCACCUCCUUACUGUAAUAUACAGUGCUUGCUAUAGUGUUAUCAGAUGUGCGCCCAGGUGUCUGUUAUGUAUGUGAGUUCCUCGGUUCUCUGCCAGUCAUGUUCAGAGUAUAAGGUAACUGACAGGGCAUAUAGAGACUAUCAUUGGCUAAACUAUGGGGUCAAGGUGCACAGAAAUGUGCUGCUAGUUCCAGCUUUUUGGAUGGUUUCUGUUCUCGUAAAAAAGUCUGCAGUGAUUUGCUGCCCCCUGAUCUUAAAGGCCCAGGCUGCACUGUAGAUUCAGCCAUACAAUGUCUGGUGGAUUUGAGGGUCCCACAAGGUUUUGCACAUACUGUCGAAAUCACCUUUACCAUGGAGUUCUUAAUGAAAGAAGCUGUUGUGUAACAAAUCAACUGCAAGUUUUGCACAACCCCUGGUUUUCUAAAAAAUGUUGCAGCACAGCCCCUGUCCAUAUGGCCAAUUAAGGGGACGUCAUAGAGAACAGGGGUCUUCUACUUGGAGCCACUCUAUCCAAUACUACAGCUUCUAUACAAAAUACAUGUGGCACCUUCUGCCAGAUAAGCUGUACUUCUGGCAGCCAGCUCAUCAGCGGCGGAGAUGCUUUUGGGAAUUGGGAUGUCCUAGCUGGCCAACUGUUAAAGGGAACCUGUCGCCCUUUUUAAUGCCAUCCUCACGGCAGGCAGUAUAUGGUAGUGACAGGCAGAAAUCGUCUUUCAUCUGCUAAAGUUGUGCUGCUGCUGAGAACUUAAUGUUGUCAGUGCUCGCCAGAGAAGAGUCCUGCACUGCCAGAAAAGAGUUCAGGGAAUACGUGCGUUUCCCUCUUUCCCCAUUGCCCAACAACUAAAGUAAGAACUGUCAAUCAUCAUUGGGUGGGCAGAGAGGGGGUGGGACUCUGGCAUAAGCCCGACUCUUUUCCGACAGCAUAUACCUGUUCUGUUUCGUACACUGCCAGCAUUAACUUGUAAAUUCUCAGCAGAGGUGUUAACUAGCAGAUAAACCACAGACUGGUGAUUUCGGAGUGUCUGUCACUGCUUCAUGCUACCGGUGAGAGCAAAAUAGAG
Messenger RNA from Bufo bufo (common toad), 3982 nucleotides. Its product is annotated as sodium-dependent neutral amino acid transporter B(0)AT2-like. The coding region runs from base 165 to 2183 and encodes 672 amino acids. The transcript has 12 exons. Gene Ontology annotation, biological process: sodium ion transmembrane transport. Gene Ontology annotation, cellular component: membrane. The record is from RefSeq and is a predicted model, not a curated record. Lineage: Eukaryota; Metazoa; Chordata; Amphibia; Anura; Bufonidae.